Messenger RNA from Centropristis striata (black sea bass), 3824 nucleotides. RefSeq names its product activating transcription factor 5a (gene atf5a). Gene Ontology annotation, biological process: regulation of transcription by RNA polymerase II. The record is from RefSeq and is a predicted model, not a curated record. The transcript is spliced from 4 exons. The coding region runs from base 409 to 2007 and encodes 532 amino acids. Lineage: Eukaryota; Metazoa; Chordata; Actinopteri; Perciformes; Serranidae. Gene Ontology annotation, molecular function: RNA polymerase II transcription regulatory region sequence-specific DNA binding; DNA-binding transcription activator activity, RNA polymerase II-specific. Gene Ontology annotation, cellular component: nucleus.
AGACGCGGAGGGGUGGGGCGGAGGGAUCUACACUGAGCAGCACGGUUUGUCCCGGUGACGCAGUUGGUUGCUAGGUGUGAAUGAACUGAUGCUUUCUCACAAUUAAGCGGCUCCUCAGUUUACAGGUCGACCACAACAAAGCAACAACUCGUCCCCUUUUUUUGGCGCUGUCGCGGAUAUUCCGAGCUAAAAACAAAACAUGGCUCUUUAAACUCGUUUAGUUGUUGGACCCCGAAAAGAUACCGUGCUUUGCUUUAGCAACGCACCCCCAAAAGCUCUACCUUUUUUCUGCAAGAAUGGAGUUUCAUUAUGCUCACCCAGCCCUGCUCUCUGUGGCCCAUCUGUCAGACCCUGCUAGCUCUCAGCAUAUGCUUGGACUUGGACUGAAUCAAAGCACCAACAGACAAAAUGAUGGCAACAUCAGCUCCUGUUUGGAAGACUCUUCGUGUCUGCCCGGCAGACCCCCUCGCUCUCUCUCACCCACAGGCUAACCACAGCCAAUCACAGGGGUGCAGGGGGGAGGUGUCAGAGGAGAGUCAGCACUUAAUUGGUGAGUUGCAGCGAGUACGCUUUUUUAUAUUUUUCCCCAUUUCAGGUGGGCUCGGCACUGCACCACAUUCGUCCUUCUUGAACAGUGAUGGUCUUACUGACUGGAUGACGGAAGAAGUGGAUUUCUCCUCGUACCUCCCAAACCCUCCUUCCCCUCCCUCCUCCACCAAUGCCUCCCUUCCCCCUUCACCCCUUCAGAAUGAUAUCCAGGUGCCCUCUGACUUGGAGGUCAUGACCUCUCUGCUGCAAGAGGAACUCGCCCAACUAGAGGACUACUUCCUGUCUGAGCCACUGCCAGAGAAAGGGCCGAGGCUGGGAAAAUGUGACAGGGGUCCACUGCCGGCGGGUCCUCAGCCGUUCAGUCAGCUGCCAUACGCAUCAUACUCCACAUCCAACCAAUCAGAAUCCAGCCCACUCCUUGUUACCCUCGCAACCGGAGAACUGGAUCUGCUGAGUAUCUGUGGCGGGCCCAUUGGGCGAUCCAAAAUUCCAAGACACGCCCCAUACAGCUGCAGUCGCCCCAGUGGGUGUGUUAGGAAAAGAGUUCCUGACGGUGUGAGGUUCAGUGAAGGCUACGAUAACAGCUUGUUGAGUUCCAAAGGAAGUAACUCAGGUAAUUCGGCGGUGACCCUUACAGGUAACUACAACUGUGUGGAGGACGAGCAGCUGGUAGGGAAAAGCUACUGUCUAGGUAGUGCAGUCGAGGUAAGAAGAUGUGCCGUUCUACCCAAAGAAGAGAAGAAUUGCUGUUUCAGUCAAGAUGUCAUUGGUGGUGCAAAGGUUGUUGCUGGUGGAUUUGGCUUUGGUGGAUCACUUGAUGUCCCGCACAAGAAAGAGGAUCUGCUGAUGUAUAGCAUGAGGGAGGUCAGCGGAGGCACGGGUACCAACGAGGUGCUGAAUAGUAUCAAAACUAGUGUGGAGGUGACGAAAGCCACCGUUUCUUGGAAAACAGAGGGCAGUGAAGGUUAUCUUCCAGCUGUUUCGCAGUCCGAGGCCUAUCAUAGCUUCUUAGGCAACAUCAACGAACAGGUGAAGUCAGAGAGUUUACAGAUAGCGCAACAUGAUUUACAUUGUAAUUUCCUGGAGGAUCAGGGCCCAGAGUGUCUUUUAAUGGCCAGGGAGAGUCUUAACUUGGAGUCUCCGGGGCACAGACAAGCAUGCAGGCUGAAGGAAGACCAUUGUGCUUUGAAAUAUGAAGAGGACCUCAUUCCAGCUGAAGGUGGCGAGCGCAAACAGAAGAAGAGAGACCAAAACAAAACUGCUGCUCACAGGUAUCGCCAACGAAAAAGGGCGGAGCUCGAUUCUUUGGAGGAACAGUUGCAUGGACUUGAAGGGAGGAACCGGGAGCUCCGGGACAAGGCAGAGUCGGUGGAACGUGAAAUCCAGUACGUCAAAGACCUGCUGAUUGAAGUUUACAAGGCCCGCAGCCAAAGGCUCAAGCAGGACACAACAGCGUAACACCGAGCUCCUGCAAGUACAUUUAAAGAGGGCGUAACAGGGAAAAUGUGGCGAUUUUUGUGUCUUUAAGAUUGUCCAGAAUUGAAUGUUUAAUUUCAUUUUUUUCCAAGGCGGGCGGGGUGUAUGCAUGCUUUGCUAAUGUGAAUUAUUUUUUAACAUUUUAAAUCAACACUCUAUCCAAUGCUUCCAUUGCUUUCGCACUAUAAUCACUCGAGCCUGCACUGUGGCAUUGCAAUGCUUUAAAUGACAAUCAUUUUAAAUAGAUCUCGCACUGCGCGGAUCUACUAUUUGAAAUACGGUUAUUUCUGAAGAAGUAAUGUUAUUCAUUAUGCAGGUUUAAUAUUUUUAACAGCCUUAUAUUGGAAUUGAUGUCAGCAAUAGAACUUCAUGUUUUUUUUCUUUCUGUUUUUAAAGUUUUUUUUACACCCUUUUCAACAGUUGUCUAAUUUGUUGUUGGUGUCAACAUGUAAAACUGCAUUUCAUUUCAUUUUGAACACAUCUUUCAAAAUACUUUUUUCUAGAAUAAUUUCUCACCUCCUUUGAACGGCAACUGUCAUAUGAAUAUUUUAGAAUAUUAAAAUUGCGCUUAGAUAUAUAUUGACUUUUACAAGCGCGGAAAGAAUGGCUGAUGUACUGACGAGUCAAAAACAUUUUUGUCUAAUUUAAUAUUGUUGUGGUUUUUUUUUAAGAUUGCCUUUGAUUGACUAGACUUAACAAGAUCUAAUGCAGCCUGAAAUAUUCAUCACUUAAGGAGAUUGGAUGUUGUUUUCUUUUCUUUUUUUAACUGAAUGUCAUUGCGUUGUUAGAAACAUUAUUUUGUCAACUGUACUAACAUUAGUUUUCUCCCGAUAUUUGCAUUACUUCUAAUGUAAGAAAUCACAUUUUACCCAGCACUGAAUAAUGUCCAAAUGAUACAUUAUGUGACCAAAAUAGAACUAAUUUAUCAUUUAUGCUGUUUUUUUUUAAGGUGGAAUCUAGCAUUUUAUUGUGUUUGUGGCAGUUUGAAAAAUGUUCUUCUAUUGCAUAUUGCAAAUUAUUCAAUCUAUUUUGCAGCUCAGGAUAUGCAAUUUGUCAUCCAGUCCUACAAAUGCCAGUGGAUGACUGAUGGCAGGAGAUCUUUGUCCUUCAUUUUACUGCUCGGCAUACAGGUUUUCCUGAUGUUAAAAAAACAUUUUCCUUAUGUACAAAUAUUGUAACUAGUGGAGUUGUAGCAGCCUCCCUCUGCAUGUUUUUCCAUAAACGGAGUAGAAGAUGUAGGAUUUCAGAAACAAGUCGGGGAUUGUUCCUCUAAAGUGCUUGUUAAGGCAAUAAGUUUUAUAGGCCUCUGGCUGAUCUGCACUAAUUUGUAACAACUUUUGUAUGUUCAGGGAGUGAAGUGUGUUAGCAUUUUCUUUGUAGAAAAUCAACUAAAAAAAUCUAGUUAGGGAUUUUGCAGUGUAAGCUUUCGUGUAAGAGGAUACUGUGUAAAUUAUUUCCAAUUGGAUUUGUUGCAAAGCAAAUACUGUUACUGUUUAACAUGCCUACACUGGGGAUAGAAUUUUUUUCUAUGCAUAUUUAUUUUAAGACAAUCUUGGAUAUAAACGCUGACUCAUAGACAUUUAUUUAUUAAUGUUUAUUCAGUUUUUGGGCCAGAAAUUCAUGUCACAUUGUUUGAUCCUCCUGCGGUGCACUAUCAACUCCGAUUGUUAAAACCAAAAAUAUGUGACAGCACAUCAUAACGCUUUGUAAUUUCAUGUUAAUUUAAUCAUAUUUGCAUAUUUCCUUUGUGUGGCAUCAUGUUUUUUCUUUUUCUUCUAAAAAAUAAAGGGUGUCAUCUA